Molecule: messenger RNA, 1827 nt
Organism: Hipposideros armiger (great roundleaf bat)
Lineage: Eukaryota; Metazoa; Chordata; Mammalia; Chiroptera; Hipposideridae
Product: cationic amino acid transporter 3-like
Exons: 11
Coding region: 1-1827 (608 amino acids)
Biological process (GO): amino acid transport; transmembrane transport
Cellular component (GO): plasma membrane
Molecular function (GO): amino acid transmembrane transporter activity
Source: RefSeq, a predicted model, not a curated record
AUGCUGUGUCAGCAUGUUCGCCAAUUUGGUCAGAAGCUGGUCCGCAGGCGGCCCCUGGAGACCAGGGGAGGGUCUGAGAGCCACUUGGCCCGUUGUCUGAGCACUCUGGAUCUGGUGGCCUUGGGUGUGGGCAGCACCCUGGGAGCAGGAGUGUACAUCCUGGCUGGUGCAGUGGCCAAGGACAAAGCUGGACCGGCGAUUGUCAUCUGCUUCUUGGUGGCCGCCCUGACUUCUGUGUUGUCUGGGCUCUGCUAUGCGGAGUUUGGGGCCCGGGUACCAUGCUCUGGUUCUUCCUAUCUCUACAGCUACGUCACAGUGGGACAACUGUGUGCCUUCAUCACUGGAUGGACCCUCAUACUCUCCUAUGUCAUUGGGAGUGCCAGUGUGGCCAGGGCCUGGAGCUCCGCCAUUGACAGCGUGACUGGGAACCACAUCUCACGGGUCUUGCAGAGGAGUUUCUCUCUGCAUGUGCCUCACCUGACCCAGUACCCAGACUUUUUCUCGCUGGGCCUGGUGCUGCUGCUCACUGGUCUACUGGUCCUGGGAGCUAGUGAGUCGGCCCUGGUUACCAAGAUAUUCACGGGCAUGAACCUUUUGGUUCUCAGCUUCGUCUUCCUCUCUGGCAUCAUUAAGGGCGAUGUGCACCACUGGCAGCUCACGCAGCAGGAUUAUGAAAUGGCCAAAUCUGGAUCCAAUGAUACCUAUAGCUUGGGCCCUCUGGGCUCUGGAGGGUUUGUGCCUUUUGGCUUUGAUGGGGUUCUUCGCGGAGCAGCUACGUGUUUCUAUGCAUUUGUUGGUUUUGACUGCAUUGCCACCGCAGGGGAAGAAGCCCGCAAUCCUCAGCGUUCCAUCCCCUUGGGCAUUGUCAUCUCACUCUUCAUCUGCUUUUUGGCAUAUUUUGGUGUCUCAGCGGCACUCACCCUUAUGGUUCCCUACUAUCAGAUUCAUUCUGACAGCCCCUUGCCACAGGCUUUUCUCUAUGUUGGAUGGGGCCCUGCCAGAUACGUCGUGGCUGCUGGCACCCUCUGUGCUCUUUCAUCCAGCCUCCUGGGUGCCAUGUUCCCCCUGCCUCGAGUGAUCUACACCAUGGCAGAGGAUGGCCUUCUAUUCCGGGGACUUGCCCAGGUCCACCCUCGCACACGCACCCCUAUCAUAGCCACUAUAGUUUCUGGGACUCUUGCAGCAUUGAUGGCACUCUUCUUCGAGCUCAGUGAUCUUGUGGACCUCAUGUCAAUUGGGACCCUGCUUGCCUACUCCCUGGUGGCCUUUUCUGUGCUUGUCCUCAGGUACCAGCCAGAUCAGAAUUUAAGCAAGGAUGAGAAAACAGAGGUGGAAAUAACUGAGGCAAAGCCUGAAUGUGAAGCAAGUUCUUUGGCAUCUGUACCUGAAGCAGGAAGCUCCAAGACUCUAAAGAGUCUGUGUAACCCGAUCAACACCAUUCCCACCCAGAAAUCCGGCCAGACCGUCUAUAGAUGUGCCUUCCUGCUUGCUCUUCUGCUGACAAUCCUGUGCCUGAUACUGGCCCAAUGGCCCAGCCAUCUGUUCUCUGGAGACCCAUUGUACACAACAUCAGCUGGGCUGCUGCUUCUGCUUAUUUUGGGGAUCACUUUCAUCAUUUGGAGACAGCCCCAGGACCCAACUCCUUUUCACUUCAAGGUCCCUGCUUUGCCUGUCUUCCCACUGAUCAGCAUCUUUGUAAAUACUUAUUUAAUGAUGCAGAUGACUGCUAGGACCUGGGCCCAAUUUGGCAUCUGGAUGGCGAUUGGAUUUGCCAUAUACUUUGGAUAUGGGAUCCGACACAGCUUGGAGAAGACCAGUGAUCAAUAG